AUGGAGUCCACCUGUAAUGGAUCAAAGGACUCCUCACCUGUCUUCUACCUGGUGGGCAUCCCCUCUCUGCCUGAAACCCUCUUCUUCCUUGUCUUCUUGCUUUUCCUCUUAAUUUACCUGCUUAUCCUGGUGGGUAACGCCCUGAUCCUGGUGGCCGUGGGGACAGAGCCCAGACUCCAUAAACCCAUGUACUUCUUCCUGAUCAACCUCUCAGCCCUGGACAUCCUCUCCACUACAACCACCCUCCCCAAAAUGCUGUCCCUCCUCUUGCUUGGGGACCACGUCUUCAGCUUCCCCGCCUGCUUCCUGCAGAUGUACCUCUUCCAUGGCCUUAACUGCUCUGAAGCCUUCAUCCUGGUGGUCAUGGCCUAUGACCGCUACGUGGCUAUCUGCCGGCCCCUGCACUACCCUGUGCACAUGACCCCGCAGACCAAUGCUGCCCUGGCGGCCAGUGCCUGGCUCGCCGCCCUCCUUCUGCCCAUCCCAGCAGUGGUGAAGACCUCCCAGAUGGCAUAUGACAACAUUGCUCGAAUCUACCACUGCUUCUGUGACCACCUGGCUCUAGUUCAGGCCUCCUGCUCUGACACCACCCCCCAGACCCUCCUGGGCUUCUGCAUCGCCAUGGUCGUGUCCUUCCUGCCCCUCCUCCUGGUGCUUCUCUCCUAUGCCCACAUUGUGGCCUCGGUGCUUCGCAUCAGCUCCCGAGAAGGACGCUCCAAAGCCUUCUCCACCUGCACCUCCCACCUGCUGGUGGUUGGCACCUACUACUCAUCCAUCGCCAUAGCCUAUGUGGCCUACAGGGCUGACCUGCCCCUUGACUUCCACAUCGUGGGCAACGUGGUGUUUGCCAUCCUCACACCUGUCCUCAACCCUCUCAUCUACACCCUGAGAAACAAGGAUGUCAAGGCAGCCAUCACCAAAAUUGCAUGUCGCCAGGAGCCAGGACAUCCUGGGGGCCCUUGA
Messenger RNA from Sus scrofa (pig), 963 nucleotides. NCBI's taxonomy places the organism in Eukaryota, Metazoa, Chordata, Mammalia, Artiodactyla, Suidae. The record is from RefSeq and is a predicted model, not a curated record.